GCAGCACAGCUUAUGAAAUAGUGUUUAUCAUAUAAUAGCUAUACAUCAGACGUAUAUAUAUAUUUUUAAUCAAUAAUUUAUAUUUUAUUUAAACAAUAAGUGAUUUAGGUCUUAAUAGUAAGCCAUGUUGUAUUAAGAAUUUUAAUUGUGGUGUAAAAAAUGAUUCCGUUGAAGUGAUUGUGUUGUUUUUGACUAAAGUGUAUUUCCAAAAUGGCGACGGAGGAUACAAGGAAGCGCAAUACUAAAUUGGAUGGUUUUGAAAUGAGCGAUGCUCAGAAGAAGGACGAGUUUAACGAAGUAAAUGGAAAAAUUAAUCAUGAUCUCUUAGACUAUGAACCAAACGGCUGGUUCGAGGUCACUCUGUCGAAGAUGGGCCACUCCACCGAGGACUUCAUACGGAACAACUUCUCCGCCAUGAAGAUCAUAUCUCUCUUCAUUCUGAACGGACUUGUUAUCGGCUUCUUCUUCGCGUGCAUGUAUUACUGGAUGUAUCACGAUAACAAGCCCUUAGAGCUGUGUAACGGCUUCGGCAGCCUCAUAGCAUUCCUGGGCAUCAUAUAUUUCUUCCUCAUCUAUUUCCAAGUCAUAAAAAGAUUCUUUGGGAAAUGGUUCGAGAGGACCAUAUGGAGUAGGGUUGAUAAUAUCGCGUCGUUUUUAUGGAAAUUUGUGCUGUUUAGAUGGUGUCUCUCUCUAGCAAUUGUAGCAGCAAUCGGUAUUUUCUUGUAUAUGGACACGAGAGACGACCCGCAACGGCUCACGUCCUUGCUGGGUGUAUCGUUCUUAUUAAUUCUAGGUUUUGUGUUCUCACUCCAUCCCGGGCGUGUGAAUUGGCGCACGGUUAUCGUUGGAUUUCUGAUGCAGUUCCUGUUUGGACUGAUCUUCAUCAGAUGGGACAGCGGUAGGCUGGCUCUGCGGUGUUUCUCUGAUAAAGUCUCUACUUUCUUGAGCUACGGCGUGGAGGGAGCUGAGUUCGUAUUCGGUGAACUCCUUGUUAAGAAUGAACAAGUUUUUGCGUUUAGUACGCUACCAGUGAUAUUUUUCUUCAGUAUGCUGGUAGAGGUUCUAUUCUUCUGGGGAGCACUGCACUGGUUCUGUCUCAAAUUAGGUCGUCUUUUACAAUCUGCUACCAAGACCACAGUGUGCGAGAGCAUAAUUGCUGUGGGAAAUAUGUUUUUAGGCAUGACAGAGUCAAUUUUAUUGAUAAAACCUUACAUCGGAGUGAUGACUGCCUCAGAGCUGCACGUUGUCAUGUCGUCAGGAUUUGCCACUAUUUCUGGAACAAUGCUGGCAGCUUAUAUUGGUUUUGGUGCUGAGCCGGCCCACCUGGUGACAGCGAGUGUAAUGUCAGCGCCAGCCGCAAUCUGCUUCUCCAAGCUGAUGUAUCCUGAGACGAGACGCUCUCUCACCACCGUAGACAACAUACCACCCGUGGAGAGACAGGACCAAUCAGCUCUAUCCGCAGCAACUCGCGGCGCAACCAACGGUAUAAACCUGAUCCUCAAUAUCAUAGCCAACCUGGUUGCCUUUGUGGCGGUCAUCGCCUUCAUCAACGGCUUUAUUAGUUACUGCAGCGGGUUGCUGGGUAACCCUGAUAUAAACCUGGAGUGGAUAUUCGGCAAGAUCUUCAUACCUCUUUGUUGGUUGAUGGGUGUCCCCUGGGAAGAAUGCGAGCUGGUGGGAUCUCUGAUAGGUCUCAAGACAGUCGUCAACGAGUUUGUGGCAUACCAGCGGAUGGGAGAAAUGAAACGAGAGGGACUGCUGUCCCCGCGGUCCGAGCUGAUCGCGACCUACUCCCUGUGUGGCUUCACGAAUCCUUCAUCAGCUGGUAUCAUGAUCGGAGCGAUCUCCGCCAUGGCUCCCAACCAGAGAGAGACACUAUCCAGUUUGGCUGUGAGAGCAUUUUUCACGGGUUGCGGAAUAUGCUUUAUGAACGCGUGUUUAGCUGGUAUAUUAAUGCCAGACGGUUCCUUCGCUUAAAUUAAUUAAAACUAUGGCCGAGAGUAAAUCUAUUUUGUGAUAUUUAAUAGUAUAAUUAAUUAUAACCAGAAUCUAGAUUAUUACCCGAUUAUUGUAUACACAUCGGGUAGCUACUAAAAAUUUGUAUAUUUAUAAUGGUUCUUAAGAUUCGUAUAAAUAAUGUAUGAUUUUGUAUUAAAGUUGUAAUUAUUAUUUCAUUAGAAAUAUUUAGAUCGUAAGAUUAUUUACUAUAUAUCAAUAUAAGUUUCUAUAAAAACAUUAAUUAAGCGAUCAUCAUUUGUCA
Messenger RNA from Danaus plexippus (monarch butterfly), 2260 nucleotides. RefSeq names its product sodium/nucleoside cotransporter 1-like. Gene Ontology annotation, biological process: nucleoside transmembrane transport. The record is from RefSeq and is a predicted model, not a curated record. The transcript is spliced from 16 exons. Gene Ontology annotation, cellular component: membrane. The coding region runs from base 211 to 1977 and encodes 588 amino acids. Gene Ontology annotation, molecular function: nucleoside:sodium symporter activity. Lineage: Eukaryota; Metazoa; Arthropoda; Insecta; Lepidoptera; Nymphalidae.